Benincasa hispida (wax gourd) is the source of this 2821-nucleotide messenger RNA. It is a transcript of the gene ATK1, whose product is annotated as kinesin 1. Gene Ontology annotation, biological process: microtubule-based movement. NCBI's taxonomy places the organism in Eukaryota, Viridiplantae, Streptophyta, Magnoliopsida, Cucurbitales, Cucurbitaceae. Gene Ontology annotation, molecular function: microtubule motor activity; ATP binding; microtubule binding. The record is from RefSeq and is a predicted model, not a curated record.
UGUGUGCCCUUUUUCCCCUCUUCGACCCGAGAGAAACCUGAACCAGAUCUCAACGUUCCAUUUUGUCUUCCUCCCCACACUCCCAGAGCUUCUUCACUGUUCAUCUUUCAAAUUUCCAGCGCCAAUCGAUAUCUUCCGCCGCCGUUGGCCUCAUUCUGGGAACAACUAUCCAGGACUUUAUCGGAGGUUGAUCCUUGCUGGAUUUGAAGAAAUAUGGCGUCUCGAAACCAGAAUAGGCCCCCUCGUAGUCCAGCUAAGAAGGAUGUUCCAGACGAUAUUCCUUUAGACAAACGGAGGAAGAUUGCGGCUGGAAGAAUAUUAGGACCUGCAGCUGGUGCCCGAGGAAGACAGCCGUUUGUAGAUGUUAACAAUAGGCAGGGGGUUUCUGCUAAUGAUGCGUGUAGCACCGACGAUUCUGAAUGUGGCACCGUAGAGUUCACGAAAGAAGAGAUUGAUGCGUUGUUAAGUGAGAAGCUAAAAGGGAAGAAAUUUGAUCUGAAGGGGAAAGUGGAUCAAAUAACUGAUCAUAAUAAGAGGCUCAAGCUUUGCAUAAAAUGGUUUCAACAAAUCGAGGAAAGUCAUCUACUUGAAGAGGAAAGACUUCGAACUGCUCUGGAAUCUGCCGAGAAGAAAUGCUCUGCUAUAGAGCUGGAAAUGAAAGAAAGAGCGGACGAGCUCUCUUCCACUAUUUCAGGGCUAAGGAAUAAUGUUGCUUCUUUGGAAGAGAAAUUUACUAAAGAAGAAUCUGAUAAGUUGGAUGCAAUGGAGAGUCAUAAAAGAGAGAAAGAUGCCCGACUUGCAGCCGAGAGUUUACAAGCCUCACUUUCAGGCGACCUUGAGAAAGCUCUACAAGAGAAAUUAGCCGCUGAAAAGAGGCUUGCCUCUAAUGAAGAUUUGUACAAGAGGGCACAAGAGUAUAAUAUCAGUCUUCAACAGUAUAAUAGCAAACUCCAAGCUGACCUUGAUACGACCAGCGAGUCACUCAAACGAGUAGGAAUGGAGAAAAUGACAGUUGUGGAGAAUCUUAGCACAUUGAGAGGUCACAAUAAGACGCUGCAGGAACAAUUAAAAUCUUUGAAAGCUUCAUUAGAGGAGGCAAUGAAACAAAAAGAUUCAUUGACGAAUGAAAUCAAGUGUCUUCGGGAAGAGCUACAACAAGUGAGAAAUGAUCGUGACCGUCUAACAAGUCAGGUGCUGGCCUUGACCGCUGAAAUGGAGAAACUUAAAGAGUUCAGCGGUAAAUCAUCUAUUGAAUUGGAUAGCCUGACUGUGAAAACAAAUUCCUUGGAGGAGACAUGCUCUUCACAAAGGGAGCAAAUAUCCAUGCUCGAUCACCAACUAACAGCUGCAAAUGAAAAAUUAAAAAGGGCAGAUUUAUCUGCUUUCCAGACUAGAUCAGAAUAUGAAGAACAGAAAAGGUAUAUCAGUGACCUACAAAGCCGCCUGGCAGAUGCAGAGCUGCAAAUUACAGAGGGAGAGAAGUUAAGAAAAAAACUUCACAACACAAUACUGGAAUUAAAAGGGAAUAUUCGCGUAUUCUGUCGAGUGCGACCCUUGCUACCAGAUGAUGGUGUAGAGACCACGGUUGUCUCCUAUCCAACAUCAACAGAAGCUCUUGGCCGGGGUAUUGAUUUGUCACAAAGUGGGCAGAAAUAUCCAUUCACAUUUGACAAGGUGUUUAAUCAUGAAGCAUCACAGCAAGAUGUUUUUGUAGAAAUAUCCCAACUGGUGCAGAGUGCACUUGAUGGUUACAAGGUUUGCAUAUUUGCUUAUGGUCAAACAGGAUCUGGUAAAACUUAUACAAUGAUGGGAAGACCCGAAGCUCCAGAGCAGAAAGGGUUGAUACCACGAUCUCUUGAACAAAUAUUUCAAGCUAGUCAAUCCCUUCAAUCUCAGGGAUGGAAAUACAAAAUGCAGGUUUCCAUGUUAGAAAUAUAUAAUGAAACCAUCCGUGAUUUACUGUCAACACAUCGAUCAAGCGGUUCAGACAUAGUGAGGACAGAAAAUGGUGUUCUUGGUAAACAGUACACCAUUAAACAUGAUGCAAACGGGAACACGCACGUUUCAGAUCUCACCAUCGUUGAUGUCUGCAGUAUUAGAGAGAUCUCUUCACUCCUUCAGCAGGCUGCUCACAGCAGGUCCGUAGGUAGAACUCAAAUGAAUGAGCAGUCAUCAAGAAGUCAUUUUGUAUUUACACUGCGUAUAUCAGGCAUAAAUGAGAGCACUGAACAACAAGUUCAGGGGGUUCUAAAUCUCAUUGAUCUUGCUGGGAGUGAACGGCUUUCAAGGAGUGGGGCAACUGGGGAUCGGUUGAAGGAAACACAGGCUAUCAACAAAAGUUUGUCGUGUUUGAGCGAUGUCAUAUUUGCCUUGGCUAAGAAGGAAGACCAUGUUCCGUUUAGGAACUCCAAGCUUACAUAUCUUCUCCAGCCAUGCCUAGGCGGAGACUCAAAAACUUUGAUGUUUGUCAAUAUCUCACCUGACCCAUCAUCUGUGAAUGAGUCGCUUUGCUCGCUUCGGUUUGCGGCCAGAGUGAAUGCUUGUGAAAUUGGAAUCCCUCGCCGGCAAACAACCAUGCGACCUGUAGAUUCCCGCUUGAGUUAUGGCUAAGAUUGAGUUUAGUUGUACUCUGUUGCAUUUGCAUACAUAAAUCUUAUUUCUCACAGGGUUGUAGUAUUACUGAAGUGUUGUAGAUGUUUGGUGUUGGGAUCAACCACUAAUUUGUAUUAAUAUCAGAGUUAGAAUCAGGCUGUGUGAUUUUAACAUGAUUUUUCAAAUUUUAUUUUUCUGUACAACAGUUUAUGAUUUUAUGAACCUAAAG